GUCACAUUGUUGAGCCGGUAACGAAGGGAGUUCAACGAAGUGAAUGCGGGUGAGGGAGGAGAAAAAAUCAACGUCCGUUUUUCGCGUACCGCUGAGGAAUGUCCAGCUCUAAAAUAAUAGUCGUGGUUGAUCCAGUGAAGAAUCCAAGGGGCAUUCCUCAUUUUGAAGCAAAGAACUUUAAGUCGAAGAAAAUAGACAGUGUAUCCGAAUACCAGGCGGUCUACAGAAAAUGGCCAUUCCAGAAACCAAGAACAUCUAUACGUCCAAAAAGCAAUAAAUAUGAGGUCGCAGCCACAAUGAAGUCGGAUACAACUUACAAAAUGGACUAUGCUCCGCCAAAGGUUACGUUGACAGGUCGAGAGAAAAAAGAGAAAAAAAAGCUAAAGGAAAAUGAGCAAUAUAAAUAUCUACAAGAUGAGAUAACUACUAGGGAAAAGACAUAUAGAAAAACUACAUAUGCUUCAGAUUUUUGUCCUAAAGAGGUCAAAAGAAGAAAACCAUUCACCUGCGUUGGGGAACAGAGUUUCAAACCACCAGACUAUAAGUUCUCCUGUCAGUCGAUGUAUCAGCUAUCAUACCUGACUUAUAGCCCGGAUGUCAUCAAAAAAUGUCGUCCGAAUAUGAUAAUCCCACCAUCGAUGCUACAUUCAAAUGUUGAUCGAUUGCUGUCAAAAACUUGCCCGAAUCAAGAGGAAAAGAGUAAAGAUAAGCCAGAGCAAAAACCGAGUCAACCAAAGAUAAAAUCCAGUAUUCCACCACCUGAGGAAGAUGUCACAACAAACAAGAAAACUCCGGAGAAAGAUACCAGCCAAGUUGCUGAUCCCAAAAAAGGAGAAAUGAUCUCAACCUUUAUGGCUGAUUACAAAGCCAACUGGAACGUCAAGAAACGAACAUUAUGUAAACCAGAGGAGACAAACUACAGGGAUGAUUCCAUAAAGUUUGAUGGAACAACCACACAGAAUCAGGAAUACAAGGCAUGGACCGUCAGUAAACCAGAGGUUCCCUUGUGGGGCAGAAAACCUGUAUACAAACAGCCAAUGGAAGGCAUGGCAUUAAACAGUACAUACUCCAUGGACUAUGAUGAUCCUAAAGUGAUAGUAGCUGCAGCUUCUAUGAAACCACCACCCAGGGAAGAGAACAUCAUAAAAGCAAGUGGCGAUGGUAAAGAGUUUAAACCAUCAUCAACAUACAAUAACACCUUUAAAGAAUGGAGGGGAGCACAACCGGCAAAAACAUUCCUUGUCAAAAGUCAAUACAAUCCUCCAAGAGACAAAAUGGAGUUUGAAUCAACACAUAGGAAAUGUUACACAGGACAACUAGCACAAAAAGCAGAAAUAAUAAGACAUUCCUCAGAACACAGACAGCUGAAUAAAGAUGGCCAAUUUUACUUCCAAACCACAUACAACGCAACAUACAAAGACCAUCGUCCAAAGAGCUGCCCAGGAACAGGAAGAGGGAAAAUGCCAGUUGCGGUCAAGACUGCAUGGCAGGAAGACUUGUCCUCAAAGAAGGAGUUGAAUGAAUCACAUGAUUCAGGGAUUGAUAUGAUUGAAUGUGAAAAUUAAGGAAAACAUAAAUAGAUAAUUUUAUUUUGAAACAAGACACAUUAAAAGAUUGCAAUAAAUCAAACAUUCUCUGAAGAAAAUUAAAUAAUCACAUUAUGUAUAAACUGAGGAUAGAUUUCAAUUAUUGUAAUCAAAACUGACAAUUUAUAAACAAUAUAAAAAUUAAAUUGGUUUCUUCAAACAUAACAAAAAACAUAACAUAACAUGAAACUAGAAUAUAAAAAUAUGAAAAAAAAGAAUGUCACAGUGUUAUAGUAGUCUUAGAAAAAGGUAAAUGUAAAAAAAAAAACCUUUGAAAUUUGAAAUGAAUGUUCUGUUUCUCUGGUGCCUUACAAAAUCACUGAAAAGUUUCAGCAUCAACCACUUUUAUCUUUUGAAUGUUCAUUUAAAAUAAUCUUCUGAAAUCUGAAUGAAUGCAUGGUUUUAAAUUCAAAGAAUGGUUAAUGCAUAUACUUUAUUAAAGCUGUAUCUGAAUAAACAAUAGUGGGGAGUUUUUUAAAAAUCCUUUUCUGAAAUUUCUAAUUUAGAGGAAGUAAGUUUAUUUUUUACAUUACUUAAUACAAGGACAUCUCUAUGCCUCCCUCCAGUCUAAACUUUUAAAAAGUUCACAUCCAUAUCAUCCAAAGACACCAAUACAGUUU
Messenger RNA from Mytilus trossulus (common blue mussel), 2206 nucleotides. RefSeq lists its product as uncharacterized. Gene Ontology annotation, cellular component: cytoskeleton. The transcript is spliced from 9 exons. The record is from RefSeq and is a predicted model, not a curated record. Gene Ontology annotation, molecular function: microtubule binding. NCBI's taxonomy places the organism in Eukaryota, Metazoa, Mollusca, Bivalvia, Mytilida, Mytilidae. Bases 99 to 1565 code for a protein of 488 amino acids.